AUGGCGCCGCCGAAGACCCCGAACGACGCGAAGGGGAUGCGGAGCAUCUCGAGCUUCUUCGCGCCGCGGACGAACACGCCGAAGACGUCCGCGGCGCCGGAGUCGGCGAAGCCGAAGCCGGACGCCGCGACGUCGGAUUCGCCCGACGAGAACCGCGACGAUCGCGACGACGAGCCCCGCGCGGCGAAAGCGGCGAAGCUCGACGCGACGACCGCGCCCGGGGCGGUCGCGAGGAAGGAGACGGACGAGCGCGCGGAGGAGGAGAAGGACGAGCCGCCUCUCGCGACGAGCACGCCGGACGCGCCGUCGACCGCGACCGCGGCGGUCGCGGAGAAGCGCGCGGCGAUCGUCGAAUCCGAGCCGUCCCCGCCGAGCGCGAUGGAGAUGGACGAGGAGGAGGACGACGACGUGAAGGACGGGAGAGCGGACGUCGGGCGACGGAUCGCGGUGUUCUGGAAGAAAGAGAAGCGCUUCUACGCCGGGAAAGUCGCCGCGUUCGACGCGAAGAGAAAGAAGCAUCGCGUCCUGUACGACGACGGCGACGACGAGUGGAUCGCGAUUCAAAAGCGCCGCGUGAAGUGGGACGAAGCCGCCGCCGCGGAGGCCAAGGGCGGCGACGACGACGACGACGACGACGACGGCGACGAGAGCGACACCGCGGCGGCGGCGAGCGAUGACGACGACGACGACGACGACGACGCGUUGGGCGCGGAAGAAGGGAAGAGACGAGGCGGCCGCGUCACCGCGAGACGCGCGGCGGCGGCGGCGGCGCUGAAAAAAGUCGGCGGCGGAGGUAAAGGCGGAGGAGAAGCGUCGCGGCCGUCGCGCGCGAGCGCGAAGAGGAAAGUGGUCCUCAGCGACAGCGACGUCGACUUCGAUGGAGGAGAAGGAGACGGCGACGACGGCGGCGACGAUGAAGAGAGCGACUUCGACGUCGAAGAGGAAGAGAGCGACGACGACGACGACGACGCGAGCGACGACGACGCGAGCGAGAGCGAGUCAUACGGAGCCGAGGCGAAGAAGAAACGCGCGCCGCCGCCCGCGAAGAAGAAGACGUCCGCGGCGUCGCCGGCGAAGAGGUCCACCGCCGCCGCGCCGCCGCCGGCGACGCUCCCUCCGAUCGACGCGUCGUCGCGGAACCCGAACGCGGCCAAAUCGUUCGCGGAGCGCAUGGCGUCGGCGACGGCGACGGCGACGGCGGCGACGACGACGACGACGGACGGCGACGGCGACGGCGCGCCGAACGCCGCCGCCGCCGCGCUCGCGGGCCCGGCGCAGUACGCGGACCGCGACCGCCUUCAGUUCCCGUGGCUGCAGCCGGAGAACCGCCGCGACGCGAGCGGGAAACGCCCGAACGAACCGGGGUACGACAAGUCCACGCUGCUCCUCCCGAAAGAUUUCCCAAAGUGCAAAGACGCCAACGGCAAGCCGUUCACGGUGUCCCCCGGCCAAGCGCAGUGGUGGCGCUUCAAAGCGUCGCACUUCGACAGCGUCAUCAUGUUCAAGAUGGGCAAGUUCUACGAGCUCUUCGAGAUGGACGCACACGUCGGCGCCGCGGACUUGGGUCUGAUGUACAUGAAGGGCGAGCAGCCGCACUGCGGCUUUCCGGAGAAGAAUUACGCCGCCAACGCCGAGCGACUCGCGCGCGCGGGGCACCGCGUCGUCAUCGUCGAGCAGACGGAGACCCCCGCGCAGCUCGCGGAGAGGAAGGCUGCGGGGAAGACGAGAGAUAACGUCGUCAUGCGCGAGAAAGUCGCGGUGCUCACGCGCGGGACGCUGGUCGACCCGGAGAUGUGCGAGGCGUCCCCCGACGCGGCGUACUGCGUCGCGACGUUUGACGGAGGCGCCGUCGCGACGGGGGAGGGCGCCGAGGACGAGCGGUGGGUCGGCGUCUGCGCCGCGGACUGCGCGACCGGCCGGUUCCUCCUCGGCGCGUGGCUCGACGACGCGCACCUGUCCGGGCUUCGAACCGCGCUCGCGACAGACGCGAUCCGAGACGCCGCGCCCGACGCGCAGACGCGGUCGUGCGGGAGGGACACGUGCGCGGACGACGCGCUGGAGGCGCUGCGGGACGGCGCGUACUUCCCGACGCUCGCGGGCGGCGCGAGCGCUCCGAACGCCGGCGCGACGUGCGGCGUCAAGCUCCCGGACGUGCUCGCGACGCUCGCGACGACGGCGCCCGCGCGCGAACGCGCCGCCGGUCUCGGCGCGUUUGGCGUCAUGCACGCCUAUCUCUCGCUCGCGAUGCUCGACCGCGACUUGAUCCCUCUCGGGCGCGUCGAGGCGCUUCCGGGGCCUGGCGACGCCGUCGCCGCCGCGUGGUCGCACGGAGGGUACGUCGCCAUGGACGCCGCGGCGCUGAGCGGACUCGAGGUGCUGGAGGGCGCGGACGGCGGGUCGAGAGGGUCGCUGCUGAGCUCGCUCGAUCGAUGCGCGUCGGGGCCCGGGCGGCGGACGCUGCGGCGAUGGGUGUGCCGUCCGCUGCGGUCGCACCUCGCGGUCGAGGAGCGGCAGCGCGCGGUGCGAUGCCUUCGCGGCGUCGCCUCGGACGCGCUGCGAAGCGCGCAGGGGCGCAUGCGAAAGGCGCCGGAUCUCGAGCGCGCGGUGAGCAGGCUCGUCGGCGCCGCGGGCGGGCGAGGCCGCGACGCCGCGAACGUGAUUCUGUACGAGGACGCGGCGAAAGCGCGUCUGAACGGGUUUCUCAGAGCGCUCGAGGGGAUGCGCGCGGCGAGGGACAUCGCGCGCGACUUCGACGACGUCCGCGCGGCGAUCGCGGACGCGAACGCGCCGUCGCUGCGCGCGCUCGUGACCGAGGGCGGCGGCGGGGACGCGCCGCCGGACGCCAUCGCCGCCGUCGCGGGCGCGGCGUUGCCAGAGCUCACGGAGGCGCUCGCGCACUUCGAGCGCGCGUUCGAUUGGGACGGCGCGCGCGCGAGCGGGCGGAUCGAGCCGAAGCCCGGCGCGGACGCGGCCGUUGACGCCGCGGACGCGAGGCUCGCGGCCGCGGACGACGCGCUCGCGGAGUGGCUGUCGGACGCGCGUAAGAAAAUCGGCGGCGGGAAGAGCGAAGUCGCGUUCGUGCGCGCGAACAAAGACACGCACUUGGUCGAGGUUCCGGAUCGUCUGUCCUCGAGGGUCCCGGCGGGGUGGCAGCGGGAAGGAAAACGUAAAGGGUUCGAGCGUUUCGACUCCCCCGAGCUCGGGACGAUGCGGAAAGAGCGCGCCGCCGCGGAGGAGGCGAGAGAGGACGCGCUCGGGAAGGUUCUCUCCGGGCUCGUGUUGAAAUUUUGCGAGGAGUGGCCGCGGUGGCAGCGCGCCGCGGAAGCGAUCGCGUGCCUCGACGCGCUGUGCUCGCUCGCGCUCGCGGCGGAAGACCUCGCGGCGUGCUGCGCGCAGACGUGCACGCCGGUGUUGCUGCCGCCGCCGUCGACGGAAGACGCGAAGCCGUCGCUGAGCGCGUCGCGGCUGACCCACCCGACGGUGGGCGCGAUGAGCGGAGGGAAGGCGUUCGUUCCGAACGACACCUUCUUGGGCGGAGAAACGCCCGCAUCGCCGCCGUUCCUCUUACUCACCGGCCCGAACAUGGGCGGCAAGAGCACGCUGCUGCGACAGGUGUGUCUCGCCGCGGUCAUGGCGCACGUCGGCGCGGACGUCCCCGCGGCGUCCUUCACGAUGACCGCCGCCGACGCGAUUUACGUUCGCAUGGGCGCCAAGGACAACAUCGUCGGCGGGCAGUCCACGUUCAUGGUCGAGCUCUCGGAGACCGCGGCGAUGCUCCGCCGCGCGACGCGCAACUCCCUCGUCGCCCUGGACGAGCUCGGCAGAGGCACCGCGACGACGGACGGCGCCGCGAUCGCGCACGCGGUCGUGCGCCACCUCGUCGAUCUCGGCGCGCGGUCGCUGUUUUCGACGCACUACCACCGCCUCGCGGACGACCGAGCGGGCGACGCGCGCGUGCGGUUGGCGCACAUGGGCUGCGAAGUCUCCGGCGACCGCGGCGCGGAGCGCGUGACGUUCUUAUACGCGCUCAGAGAGGGCGCGUGCCCGAAGAGUUACGGCGUGAACGUCGCUCGGCUCGCGGGGCUCCCGGAGAGCGUCCUGAAGCUCGCCGCGGAGAAGAGCGCGGAGAUGGAGACGGAGCGACGCGGGGAGGGGCCCUCAUCGCCGCUUCCGUGCGCGGGGCUGAGCGACGCGCGGGUGAUGGAGCUCGCGAAGGCGGCGUUGCGCGCGAGGGACGACGCGGACGCGAUCGCGGCGGUGUGGAGAGACGCGAGGAGGGCGGCGGGGUUGCCCGUCCCGGAGUAG
Micromonas pusilla CCMP1545 is the source of this 4305-nucleotide messenger RNA. RefSeq lists its product as uncharacterized. Gene Ontology annotation, cellular component: nucleus; MutSalpha complex. Lineage: Eukaryota; Viridiplantae; Chlorophyta; Mamiellophyceae; Mamiellales; Mamiellaceae. The transcript has 2 exons. The coding region runs from base 1 to 4305 and encodes 1434 amino acids. Gene Ontology annotation, biological process: mismatch repair. Gene Ontology annotation, molecular function: ATP-dependent DNA damage sensor activity; mismatched DNA binding; ATP binding. The record is from RefSeq and is a predicted model, not a curated record.